Molecule: messenger RNA, 5989 nt
Organism: Mytilus californianus (California mussel)
Lineage: Eukaryota; Metazoa; Mollusca; Bivalvia; Mytilida; Mytilidae
Exons: 24
Coding region: 212-5434 (1740 amino acids)
Biological process (GO): hemopoiesis; cell surface receptor signaling pathway via JAK-STAT; intracellular signal transduction
Cellular component (GO): cytosol; cytoskeleton
Molecular function (GO): non-membrane spanning protein tyrosine kinase activity; ATP binding; cytokine receptor binding
Source: RefSeq, a predicted model, not a curated record
UUGAGCUUUUCUCUAUUUUGAAUGCACUUCCAGGAAAUUUACUUUCAGAAAACAAGAGAUGAAUUUAGAACGCGACUGACAGAAUGUGAAAUUCAGUCGUAAGAUUGUUUACUUUGUAAAGGAAUUAUAAAUUUUAAAUGAAUGAGAGAGCAUAGAAUUCAUGUGGCAUUUCUGAAUUACCAGAAUUACCAAAAAGAAGCAAAUAACAUCAAUGGGGAAUCAUGGCAGUAGUUUAAGACAAUCUGGUGGUAUGUAUAUGAGGGGGAUUGGAAAUGACCAGUACCAGUCAGUUAACAUAAAACUACACGGAAUAAAAACUGAUAACUACAAUGUACCAACGGAGGAGUUCUCACUUCCUGUACAAGAUCUGUGUUACAAGCUGCUUCAAGACAGAUAUCCCAGCGAAACUAUUGGACCAGCAGCAAUACAUCUAUUUGGUUUGGCCUGUUUUGAUCAGGACAGGAAAACUUGUACAUGGCUAAAUCCAAGAAAGAGUCUGAGUGACAGUAUGAAAGAUGGAUUCCGAGGACUAAAUAAUUUAUAUCUUCGAAUAAGAUUCUUGCCUGUAAAGAGUCAGUUACAAGGACAUAUCAUACAGAGUUUAUGUUAUGACAAAGACCUUUGUCCAAAUCAUGUCAAUUACUUGGUUCAUUAUCUCUUCUUCCAAGUGAAAAACGACUUUGUUUCGGACAGAUUGAAUACUUUUUAUGGUGAGCUUGUGCAAUCCAGCAAAGCAAGAGGAAAUGCAGUAUUAGACUUACUUAUCAUGUCCAGACUUUAUGGUCUUGAAUCUCCGGAAAAUGUAUUUGAUCAUAUCGAUCAUGAAAAAAAUUCAAAUUGUUGUUGUUAUUUCGGCAAAAUGAAUGGAAUUGAUUCCAGUUUGAAUCAUGUGUUACCUAGUAGAGAGCGAAACAACUGUUGGAAGGAUUAUAAACUGGAAAAAAACAUGAAGGCAACAUUAACAGCAUACAGCAAGGAAAAUCGUGCUGCGACAACAGUUGAUUUGAUGGUACAUUAUAUCCAAGAACUAAUGAUGGACGUUAGAGAGAGAUAUAUUUCAAAAAGGGCUGAAAUGGAUGGAAAAGUGGAAAUUACAGUCAAUACUCAAAACGGUUUUGGUGUUUUUAUUAGAGAGCAAUCAGAUCGCAGUGUUCCAUCUUUAUUCUGUUCAAUUGAAGAGCUCCAGUCGAUUGAUAUACAUCAUGAUAACUAUAUGAUGGCAGACAAGAAAACUGGAAAUAACAACAUGAAUAAAUCCUGGACUGUAAGAGUCCACAGAAAUAAUGGUACACCACUGAUGUUGAUUUUUGACACAGUGGAAACAGCAGAAUCCUUCAUUUCUGGCUUAGAUGGUUACUACAGAGUUAUACACAACUACCAUCGUUUACUUUGUGACCAGGUGGCGCCACAUUCACUCAAACAACUUGCCAACCUGAAAUCUCAUGGACCUAUAAGUGAAAAGCUUGCAGUAGAAAAACUAAAGAAAUCUGACCAUGAAUUUUUUAUUGUGAAACAAGAUAUUCAUAGACAGGACAAGUUUGCUAUUGUCUACUCAAAUGAAGGACAAAUCAGGACAAAGUAUUUUCUUAGAGACGAUGAAAAGUUCUUCGUGGAAGGAGAUACAUCACAAUCAUACAACACAACAAGGGAACUUUUCCAGGCUUUAUCAGAGAGUGGUAUUCUGGCAAAGAAUCCUAUAAUAGUUAGACCAAAUAAUGAAUGUUGUGAAGUUUUAAAGAAUUUGUUUGUUAACCCAUUGGAUACGCCCAAUACAGAUGAUGAAGAUUCUGGUGUUAUUGCAAAGAAAAAACAGCCUUCAGUCUACAUGCAGGGUGACAUCAUGACAGAUGAAAAAUUAGGCAAUGGUUAUUUUACUGAAGUGUACAAAGGUCGAGUGAGAGGAAGUGACAAGUUUAUAGCUAUAAAACAGAUCAGACACCACCGACCCGAAGAAAGAAAUCAGGAGUUUCGGUGCUAUGAGUCACUACAAAUGGGAAUUUGUCAACAGCUAGGAUUUGAAGAUACCAGAUUUUUCGUUGGUAUCCAGGGUAUUUGUUUGACAUCACCACCUCAAGUUCUAGAGGAGUAUGCACAGUAUGGCUCCCUUACAAAGUUCUUUACCAUGGGAAAGCCUUUUACAUUACAACAUUUUAUCUACGUAGCGAUACAGCUGGCUGAGGCUUUACUAUACAUGGAUGAGAAAGGUUUGCAUCAUGGGAGUAUAUGUUGUAAGAAUGUGAUGGUGUUUAAAUAUGAUGCUGGAGAUAUUUUCAUCAAGCUAGCUGAUAGCGGAAUGUUAAAUAUAUAUAACAAGCUUCCAAUUGGUCAUCCACUCAAUGUACAAAGACUUCCAUGGAUUGCACCAGAGUUAUUUAAAGAUAUGUUAAAGACAACAAUUGCCUGUGAUGUUUAUGCCUUCAGUACAACGUUAUGGGAAUGUGCUACGUUAGGAAGAAGUCCGUUGGAAGUACAGCCCCUCAAAGAUUUCAAUCUUGAAAGUGAUAAGAUUCAAGAAUUUUACCUUAGUGGAAAAACUAUUGAUUUUCCUGAAGACUUGAUCACCAAACGUGAUGAUGGAAGGGUCAGACCAGCAACUUCAUCUGAUAACUCCAAUUAUAACGGAAAUACCAACACUUCUAACGUUAUUGAUAACAGAGACUCCAAUGAUGUCAAUUCCAAAAACUGUGCGGAGAAUGAAAGUGAAGCCAAAUUGCCUGAUUACUCCAAGGUUAAUGACGGGCAGAGAACCAGUAGUACAUUAGAAUCUCCUGAAGAGCAUAUUUAUAGUACAGGAUAUAGCAGUGCCAGUAGCACUGAUAGAAAUGUCAAGAUUAAGAGAACUGUCACAGACAUUAUGGCAAAAUGUUGGGCAAAAGCAGAGGAAAGAAUAGAAACAAAUAUAAUUCUCCGAGAUCUGAGAGCUGUACAUGGUGCUUAUGUGGACCAUGAGUACCAUCGUGAAUAUUCAGAGAUUAAUGAAAGUGAUUUAGAAUCAUUUACUCCCUCACCAGACCAGUUAGCAAGAUCCUCGAUGGUAGAAAUUCCCAACAUACAGAAGUAUUUAGAAUGCGACAGCAAUACACAUUGGCCAGCUGAAGAUAUGAGAGUUAAUUUAAAGUCUCAACAGAUAUCACCACAGUCUGCAGGAAGGAGAGGUUUCACUGAGCCAUGUCGUGACAAACUCUUUCGCAGUAACAAACUCCUAGAUUUUAAAUUCCUGAUUGACAGCAAGCGGCUGAAACUUCAAGUAGGAAAAAUUGGAGCUGGACAUUAUGGAGAAGUUAAAAAAGGCUAUCUGAUUACAAGUGCCCAGGACACAUCAUCACAAAAACAACAGGUGGCAGUCAAGAUUUUGAAGGAUAGUCGUUAUCAGUCUGUCAUGGAGAAUGAUGAAUUUAGAAACGAGGCUGAACUAAUGUCAGCACUGCGACAUGAAAAUAUUGUUCGUUUUAUAGGCGUCAGUGACAACAUGCUUGUAAUGGAGUAUAUAGAGAAAGGAUGUAUGAGAGAUUACCUGAAGAAGAAAAAGAAAGAGAAAAAUAUGUUGUCUGUCACUAAAAUAUUAAGGAUAUGUGCUGAUAUAGCUGAUGGAAUGGCAUACUUAGCCUCUAAAAGAAUUUUACACUGUGACCUGGCAGCCAGAAAUGUUCUCUUGAGUUCAGAUAUUCGAGCCAAAAUAUCAGACUUUGGAUUGGCCAAAUUGCUAGAUAAAGAAAAAGAUUACUAUAGAAGAUCAGAAAAUAAGAAUUUACCCGCUUGGUGGUGUUCGCCUGAGGCACUCACUUUUCGUAAAUUUUCCCCAAAAGCUGAUGUCUGGAGUUAUGGUGUUGUUUUAUGGGAAGGGUUUACUCACAGCGAUUCACCAAAAGUUUGUCCAGAUGUCAAACAUCUUUUGUCCUCAAUCAAUGCAGGAAAGCGUCUGCCAAAGCCUGAUCUCUGUCCCGAGGAUGUUUAUUCAUUUAUGAAUCUCUGUUGGAAGCAUAAGCCUGAAGAUCGACCAGAAUUUAGUGAGGUCAAUAAACGCUGCAGUGAAUUGAUCUAUAUACAUCAACAGAAUAGAGAAGAAGCAGUGGUAUAUAAAAGAGAAACAGUGUCAUCAAAUAGUCAGUCACAAUCAUCUUCUCGGAACACAGAGUCUAAUUCAAGCCAAUCAGAUAGAAGCUCUCAGAGAGUUAUGUCUGAUUCUUCCAACCAAUCGGAAGAACUUGCAGAAGCAAAGGAAGUGAAUUUAGAACAAGAAGACAAAAGACAGGAAACUAUUAAUAACAUAAGUCAAGCAAAACUUUUGAAUAAAAAACUGAUUGACAAUGCACUAAAAGACACCAACAGUUCUGAUGAAAAAAAUCAAAAUAUACCAGAACCCAUAACUCACUCACCAGAAACUAGAACAAGGACUGUGAGUCAUAAUUCUAAAGCACCACUCAGUCCAAGUAAUCCAAAGUCAGCAAUACCUUGCCGACAGACCGGACCUGUCAGUGCUAGCCCAAGUCCACCAAGACCAACAGUUCUUGUCCAUCAGACAGGAGUGGUAGGAACGUCAUUGCCACCGACACCCCCGGUACUGACACCAUCAGCAACCAUUCCUCUGAACUAUUUGUUGGAUAAAAAAUUUAUUCAAUACAAUCAUAUGAACAUACUUGGUGCUGGAAAUUUUGGUGUGGUGUUCAAAGGUACUUUAAGAAAGAAUGGUCGGGAUAUAAAUGUGGCGAUAAAAACUUUAAAAGAAAAUAGUGUAAAUAGCAAGGAAGAAAUUGAGACAGAAGUGAAAAUACUGGAAGAUCUUGACCAUCCAAAUAUCGUCAAGUUUUAUGGCUUCUGCAGGACAGACUGUUUACUGGUGAUGGAAUUGGUUGACAAUGGAUCAAUCAUUAAAUUUUUACAGAAAUGUAAAUAUGAGAAACAAGAUUUAGAAACCAAAAAACUUCUAAAUUUAUGUCUUGGUAUUGCUGAGGGAAUGAAGUAUUUAUCAGAGAGAAACAUUAUACACUGUGAUUUAGCUGGCAGGAAUGUGCUAUUGACCAAAGAUCUUACAACCAAGAUAUCAGAUUUUGGGUUGGCCAAAUUACUGCAGGAGAAGGCUUAUUACAGACGAUCAGGAGAUAAGAAAAUGAAUGUUCACUGGUGUUCUCCAGAAUUUUUUCAAGAAAGAAAACUCUCGACUCAGUCAGAUGUAUGGAGCUAUGGAAUAGUUUUGUGGGAGAUAUUUUCGUACGGGAAACAUCCAAACAUAUGUCGAACAGAAGGCACUGAGAUGAAUAAUAUUGCAAUGUACAUAAUAAAGAAGGGAUGUCAUUUAGAUAAGCCAGAACAAUGCCCUGAUCAUGUAUAUCUAUUGAUGAAAGAUUGUUGGGAUAUGGAACCAAAACGUCGGCCAAGUUUUUCAGGAUUAGUUGAAAAGUUUCAAUCGUACCUUAGGCCAGUGAAUGACAUCUAAACGGAAGUAAAAAAACAACAUGGACAGAUACAAGGAACACAAAGAACCUAGACAUUUAUACAUAGGACAGAUACAAGGAAGACAAAGAACCAAGACAUUUAUACAUAGAUAGGAGAAAAUCAAGUUUGUUGUCAAGGCAACAACUUUCUAGUCCAAAAGUUUGAUUAUCUGUAUGGUAUAUUUGUAGGUUGUUAAAAUUUCUUUCUUGUUUCGUGUGAGAAAAAAAAAUAAAAGAUAUUUUUUUAAUUAUAAAUCUUAUUUCAAAUCUGGUUUUUCAUUUUACAUUUAUACAAAAAAUCAUUGUUUUGGAAUCUCCAGAUUGAGGUCAUAAGACAUAUUUAUUUCCAAUCAGAAUAUCUGUUAAGAAGAUGUUGUUUUAAAAGCAUCUUUACCACAAUGUACCACUAGCUUUGUUCUAAAAGCAUCAAACAGUUGAAAUUUUAUCUUUAUUUAUUGAACAAAUUCAAUAUGAUGUAAUAUAUUCAUCUUUCUAAAUAUGCAUGAAAAAUUUACUACUUAACAUUAAUUCUAACAUGACGUUCUUCAAACGCUUUG